AUCAACACAAUUGACGCUUAUGAUAAGCAAAUUUGUUAUAUUUAACAAAACUUUUACAUUUUUACGUUUUUAAUUUCUUCUUUUCCGCUUGUUUUUUAAAAAAAAAAAAAAAUUUAUUUUCCACCAGUCUCUUUUCUUGUAUCUACAGUUCUUAUACUCCACAAAUCAAAUCUAACACUCACAGAACCCUCGCCCCCAUUUCCCAGAGUGACAGUCAGCUGUUGAAGCAGAAGCAGAACUUAAAUGGGCUCAGUUUCUUUGAAGAUAGGAGAUGGAACCGCCAGAUUCAGAAGAGCUUCUCUGUGUUCUUCGGCCGUCAACGUGCUUAUGCUCUUUUCUGUCAUCACCACCAAUCUCUUUGCUCUGUACGCUUUCACCUCCUUCCCCAGAGAUCACGGCCGCACCAAUCCACUUCACCACACUCACAAGAACAUCUCUCUCAUCUCCGAGCAGGUAUCCUUGAUCCUAAGAGAGAUCGAUGCUUCCCAGAGAAAACUUGCCCAGAUGGAGAAAGAGCUUCUCGGCUACGAGAGCUUCGAUCUUUCGAGACCCAACAUCGCGAACGAGCUCAAGCUUUUCCUCCAGCCCCACCAGCUCCCUUUGGGCAAAGAUUCAAGAAGUGGGAUCACCGAAAUGGAGGCGUCCGUGGGCCAUUCCUGUGAGAAAUCCGUGGAUUUGCUGUCGCAGUACAUGAAGUACAAGGUCUCUGGGCCUUGCCCUGACGAUUGGAGUCUUGCCCAGAAGCUGAUUCUGCGAGGAUGCGAGCCUUUGCCGAGAAGGAGAUGCUUCGCCAAGACUGUUCCUAAGGUGGGUUUAGACCCUUUUCCCAUUUCACUUUGGAAACCUGUUCCUGACAAGAUUGUUACUUGGAGUGGCCUUGGCUGCAAGAAAUUUGAAUGUUUGAGUGGUAAAAAAUUGAGCAGAGACUGUGUUGGGUGUUUCGAUUUGGGCAAUGGGUAUGAGAAUCAGAGGUUUGUUACGGCCAGAAGCAAGAAUGAUUUUGUCAUAGAUGAUGUUUUGGCCAUGGGGAGUGGAGGAAUGAGAAUAGGGUUUGACAUUGGAGGUGGGUCUGGGAGCUUUGCUGCUAGAAUGGCAGAAAGGAAUGUGACUGUAAUCACAGCCACUCUGAACAUCGAUGCCCCCCACAACGAAUUCAUAGCAGCAAGAGGGCUUUUUCCUCUCUUUCUAAGUUUAGAUCAUAGAUUUCCAUUCUAUGACAAUGUGUUCGAUUUGGUCCACGCAGCAAGUGGGUUGGAUGUUGGGGGUCGCCCAGAGAAAUUGGAGUUUUUGAUGUUUGAUGUUGAUAGGAUUUUGAGGGCUGGAGGCUUGUUUUGGUUGGACAAUUUUUACUGUGCCAGUGAUGAGAAGAAAAGGGCUUUAACCCGAUUGAUUGAGCGGUUUGGCUAUAAGAAGCUGAAAUGGGUCGUGGGGGAGAAGGUAGAUGCAGGGAAAUCCGAAGUUUAUCUGUCAGCUGUUCUACAGAAACCAGUAAGAGUGUGAUUGGGAACUGCUGGAGGUAAGAGCAUACUGCAUACUGUUACCUCUUCCAAAUUUGUCCACACAGAAUGUGUGACUGCAUUCCAUUUUGACACCUUCAGAAAUUGCUUCUCAAAGUGGAAUCGGUGAAAUGCGUUGUUCCCACACCUGCAAUCUGGUAGUGGAGGGUGAAAUCUUCUAUAUCUCUUAUGUAUUUUAGGUGGUGUUGUAUCUCUUUAGUCUGUAAUUUAGGAUAAAUUGUUUUCAUUAGUUGAAUCAUGAAUAAACUGUUAGAAAAUGAGAAGCAAAUUUUUGUUGUAUUCUGAAAUCAUGGGAGUACCUGGUUUUAAAUUUUCACAUCAAUGGUACAUUCUCUAUAUGAA
Messenger RNA from Malania oleifera, 1859 nucleotides. RefSeq names its product probable methyltransferase At1g29790. The record is from RefSeq and is a predicted model, not a curated record. NCBI's taxonomy places the organism in Eukaryota, Viridiplantae, Streptophyta, Magnoliopsida, Santalales, Ximeniaceae. Bases 244 to 1500 code for a protein of 418 amino acids. The transcript has a single exon. Gene Ontology annotation, molecular function: methyltransferase activity.